Macrosteles quadrilineatus (aster leafhopper) is the source of this 1156-nucleotide messenger RNA. Its product is annotated as trimethyllysine dioxygenase, mitochondrial-like. The transcript has 7 exons. Gene Ontology annotation, biological process: carnitine biosynthetic process. Gene Ontology annotation, cellular component: mitochondrion. The record is from RefSeq and is a predicted model, not a curated record. Gene Ontology annotation, molecular function: trimethyllysine dioxygenase activity; iron ion binding. Lineage: Eukaryota; Metazoa; Arthropoda; Insecta; Hemiptera; Cicadellidae. Bases 74 to 1156 code for a protein of 360 amino acids.
CUGAGGGUAGCUUUUGGUACUUUGGAAUUCUAUUUUCCAGUGUUUUAAUUGUACAAGAAACAGUCAGGAGGAAAUGAUUUCAGUAACUGACUCGUUCUUUGAAUUCAAAAGGGAAGUGUCAAAUCCUAAGGUCAAGCUGAGUUUUGAAUGGUUGCGUGAAAACUGCAGGUGCAAUAUUUGCUACAACAAUAUAACCAACCAACGUAACAUAAGAAUUAUUGACAUAGAUCCCAGUAUACAGCCGCUCAAUUUUUCUACUUGUGGAAAAGAAUUUGUUGUUAACUGGAGCGAUGGACAUAAAUCUGUGUAUGAUUUGGAGUGGAUUACAAGCCAGACCAAGGUGGAAAGUGGACCUCAAGAAGUACUGUGGUCCGGGGACGUGUCACGAGAGGUAGAACAUGUGACGGUCAAUGAGGUCAAGUCUCAACAUGGCAUUACUAGGCUGGUCAAGUCACUUCUGCAGUAUGGAGUUGGGUUUGUCACUGAUGUGGAGCCGAGCGUAGCUGCCACUGAGGAAGUGAUCCGCCAUGUUGGUCCUCCGCAGCACACCCUGUUUGGAGCAAUGUGGGAGUUCAGUGACCAGAUGGAUCAUCUGGACACGGCCUACACAAACCUAGCGUUAGACCCUCACACUGACACUUGCUACUUUAUAGAGCCUGCAGGAUUGAUAAUCUUCCAUUGUAUCAAAAGGAACUGUUCAGGAGGUCAAACACUUCUGGUGGAUGGGUUUAGAGCCGCAAGACAAGUUGAGGUUGAGCAUCCUCAACAUUACGAGUGUUUGAAGACUGUUCACACAGAAUACCAGUACAUAGAGAAGGGCUAUCACCUGUCACAAAUGUCCCCCGUCAUCAGCCAUUGGCCUGAAGGAAAGAUUAAACAAAUUAGAUACAAUCUGUAUGACCGAAGUGCCAGGCAGGUUCAGCCAAGUAGUGAGACAUCACAGUUCUACAAGUCCCUCCGCAGCCUCACCUCUGCAGUAGUGAACCCUACAGACCAGUGGAGACUCACUCUAGUGCCAGGGACUGUAGUCUUCAUCAACAACUGGAGAGUGCUGCAUGGCAGGUCAGCCUACACUGGGGCUCGCACUAUCACUGGCGCAUACAUCACUAUGGGCAACCUGCUUAGUCGGGCUAGGCUGUUGAGACUGCUACUGUGA